AUGGGCCGGGCCGGAUGGGAUGGGAUGGGAUGGGCCGGGCUGGACCGCGACAGACAUGGACUUGUAAUCCAACGUGCUACCUAUUUCCAUUCACCUCAAUUUUGGGAAGGAUGGAAAGAUAUUAGCACACUUUGUUUCUGGAAGAAUCUUUUUGUAUUUGUCCAUCUCAUUUUUAUCAGUUGUUUCUUCCUGCAACUCUUAUGGAAGAUACUUAGCAAAUCAUGCAGAAUGAGAUCCAGGACCAAUGUUGAAGAGAUGCAAAAUUGCACUACUGAUCAGAACAAUCUUAAUUGUAUACGCUUGAGUUUCUCAUACCAAGCUGCCAAAGUUUGUUGCUUACUGUUACUGGUCACCAACUUGUUUGGACUUGUUUUCUUGCUGCUAAAAGGAAGUCAAGGCAACUGCAAGUACAUUACGUCAGUUCUAACCGAGACAACACAGUUGAUAUCCUGGAUAAUUUUGCUUGUUAUCACACUGAAUCUCCCACAAACUCGAUCUGAAAAACUUUCUUGGGUUAUAAGAACAUGGUUGAUAAGCAGCACCCUGCAGUCAGCUACCUUUACUGUUAUUGACAUACAGUCCAUUCUUCAAGAGAAGUCAUUCUUAAGAAUAGAACAAUAUACCGAUAUAAUUAGUCUCUUUCCCUGCAUAUUACUGUUUGUCAUUGCAGUCAGAGGCACAACAGGGAUCAGCAGUGACUCAGGCAGUCUCAGGGAACCACUAUUGCAAGUGCAAACAUCAAAGGCGAAGCAUGUUGAAAGCCAGAGGAGCUCUUUGUAUGGAAGUGCAAAUCUUUUACAACUUAUGACCUUCUCAUGGCUUAAUCCGCUAUUUGCUACUGGGAGAAGGAAGCCUCUGGAGCAGAAUGAAGUACCAGAUGUUGAUAAAAACAGUUCUGCUGAGUUUGUGUCCCACUCGUUUGAUAGCUGCCUGAAUAAUGUCAAAGAAAGAUAUGGCUUGAGAACUUCAUCUAUCUACAGAGCAAUCUUUAUAUUCAUUAGGAAAAAGGCAGCGAUCAAUGCAACCUUUGCAGUUGUAGCAGCAGGGGCCUCUUAUGUUGGACCUUCAUUGAUUGUCAACUUUAUUAAGUUCUUAGGAGGAGAGAGGCAGCAUGGGUUGAGAAGUGGUUAUGUACUUGUACUUACAUUCCUAGGUGCCAAAGUUGUGGAGUCUGUGUGCCAGAGACAAUGGAAUUUUGGAGCCCAACAGCUUGCAAUGCAUGUAAGAGCUGCUCUAAUAUCCCAUAUAUAUAAAAAGGGUCUUGAAUUAUCAAGUGAGUCUCGGCAGAGCCAUACAAGUGGGGAGAUUAUCAACUACAUUAGUGUGGAUAUCCAAAGGAUCACAGACCUCAUGUGGCAUUCAAAUAUCAUAUGGAUGCUUCCAGUUCAGAUUUCACUAGCAAUAUAUGUUCUUCAUAAGAAUCUGGGAGUGGGAUCUUUUGCUGGAUUAGCAGCAACAACAAUGGUAAUGGCAUGCAAUAUUCCUAUAACAAGAGCACAAAAAAGAUUCCAGAGCAGCAUCAUGAAAGCUAAAGAUGAACGAAUGAAAGCAACCUCAGAAGUCCUCCGAAACAUGAAAAUUUUGAAACUACAAGCUUGGGACAUACAAUACCUUCACAAGUUAGAAGCCUUGAGAAACACAGAGUACAACUGGCUGUGGAGGUCUGAAAGAGUACAACUAAUUUCAUCUUUCAUAUUCUGGGGAGCACCUAUGUUCAUAUCAGCAGCAACAUUUGGAACAUGCAUACUAAUAGGAAUUCCUCUGACAACAGGAAGAGUUUUGUCUGCAUUGGCAACAUUCAGAAUGCUGCAAGAGCCCAUCUUUACCAUCCCUGAUUUGCUUUCAGUACUUGCACAAGGAAAAGUUUCAGCUGACAGAAUAGCAAAGUACCUCCAAGAAGACGAAAUGAAAUCUGAUGUGGUUGAAAUUGUUCCAAGAACAGAAACAGAGAUUGAUGUUGAGAUCGAUCAUGGAAUAUUUUGCUGGAACAAAGACUCCGUAUACCCCACACUUGAAAAUAUUCAGUUGAAGGUGCAUAGGGGAAUGAAGGUGGCUAUUUGUGGUACUGUUGGUUCUGGAAAGUCUAGUUUACUGUCUUGCAUCCUUGGAGAACUACCAAAGAUGGGAGGAAAGGUGAAAAUUAGUGGCAGCAAAGCAUAUGUUUCUCAAUCCCCAUGGAUAAUAUCAGGAAAUGUUAGAGAAAAUAUUAUCUUUGGAAAUCCUUUUGACAGCGAAAAGUAUGAAAAGACAGUUGAGGUUUGUGCAUUGAAAAAGGAUUUUGAGCUCUUCCCUAAUGGGGACCUGACAGAGAUUGGAGAGAGGGGUAUAAAUAUGAGUGGAGGACAGAAGCAGAGGAUCCAAAUAGCUAGAGCAGUCUACCAGGAUGCCGACAUAUACCUUCUUGAUGACCCUUUCAGUGCUUUGGAUGCUCAUACUGGCACUCAACUAUUCAAGGAUUGUGUAAUGGGUACUCUUAGAGACAAAACCAUACUUUAUGUUACACAUCAAGUUGAAUUUCUUCCAGUAGCAGACCUUAUCCUGGUGAUGCAGAAUGGAAGAAUUGAUCAGGCUGGAGCUUUUGAUGAGCUUCUAAGGCAAAACACAGGAUUUGAGGUGUUAGUUGGAGCUCAUAGUGAUGCUCUUGAAUUAAUACUCAAUACAGAAGCCUCAAGCAAAUUGCCACGUGAUGCAGAGAUAAAUUUACUACAGGCAUCAAGCAGUCCUGAUUCUAUUGAAGAGAAAAAAUCAAGUAGUUCAUUUCAAAUCAUUGAUAAGCAAGAGUCUAAACAUGAUCUUUGUCAAGAUAUGGAUAAUAGAGGGAGGCUAAUACAAGAUGAGGAGAGAGAGGAAGGAAGUGUUUCCAAAGAUGUUUAUUGGGCAUACCUGACUGCGGUACAAGGAGGAGCCAUGGUUCCCAUAAUAGUCUUAGCACAUUCAAUUUUCCAGAUAUUGCAAGUAGCAAGCAACUAUUGGAUGGCAUGGGCUUCCCCUUCAUCUGCAACCACAGAAUCUGCAGUGGGGCUCAAGUUUCUCUUUCUGGUGUAUGUGCUUCUUUCAGUUGGAUGUUCACUGUGUUCGUUGAUCCGAGCAACAAUACUUAUAAAAGUUGGCCUUUUGACAUCUCAAAAAUUUUUCCAAAAGAUGCUCCACUCUGUUCUCCGUGCUCCAAUGUCCUUCUUUGAUUCAACGCCUUCUGGGAGGAUCUUAAACAGGGCCUCGACAGAUCAAAGUGUGCUUGACUUAGAAUUAGCAGCAAGGUUGGCGUGGUGUGCAUUUUCAGUUAUACAGAUCCUAGGGACCAUUGCAGUUAUGUCACAGGUUGCUUGGCCAACUUUUGCAAUACUCAUUCCAGUAUCAGCAAUCUGUAUAUGGUAUCAACAAUACUACAUACCGACCGCAAGAGAAUUGGCUCGGUUGUCAGAAAUUCAAAGAUCUCCAAUCCUUCAUCAUUUUGCAGAAUCAUUCUCUGGUGCUACAACUAUUAGAGCAUUCGGGCAGAAGGACCGUUUCAGCAAUACAAACCUUGAUCUCAUAGAUAAUUACUCAAGGCCAUGGUUUCACGAUUUUUCUGCAGUAGAAUGGUUCUCAUUCAGGCUGGAUUUGUUAUCCAACUUUGUGUUUGCUUUCUCACUGAUUUUGCUUGUGAACCUGCCAGAAGGAUUUUUCAGUCCAAGCAUUGCAGGGCUUGCAGUGACCUAUGGAUUAAAUCUCAAUUCACAACUUGCGACUAUCAUCUGGUUUAUAUGCAACAUAGAAACUACAAUGAUCUCAGUUGAGAGAAUACUACAAUACUCAAGGAUUCCAAGUGAAGCUCCUGUACUUAUUGAAGGUUGUCGACCACCAACCAAUUGGCCACAAGUUGGUACUAUAUGCUUCAAGAAUUUGGAGGUCAGAUAUGCUGAACAUCUGCCAUCUGUCUUGAAAAAUAUAACGUGCACAGUUCCAGGAAGAAAACAAGUUGGUAUUGUAGGACGAACUGGCAGCGGCAAAUCGACUUUGAUACAGGCUCUUUUCCGUAUUGUUGAACCACGAGAAGGAACCAUUCAAAUUGAUGAUGUUGAUAUCUGCAAGAUAGGUCUCCAUGACUUGCGUUCCAAACUAAGCAUCAUACCACAAGACCCAAUAUUGUUUGAGGGAACAGUGAGGGGAAACCUUGAUCCAUUGGAGGAAUACUCAGAUAGCAGGAUAUGGGAGGUACUAGACAAGUGUCAGCUUGGUGAUCUGAUGCGACAAGAUAGCAAGAAGUUGGAUUCAACAGUUACUGAAAAUGGAGAAAACUGGAGUGUUGGACAGAGGCAACUAUUCUGUCUAGGAAGAGCACUGUUGAAGAGAAGUAACAUUCUUGUUCUGGACGAAGCAACAGCCUCAAUUGAUUCUGCUACAGAUGCAAUAAUCCAAGCAACAAUACGUCACGAAUUCAGAGACUGCACAAUACUCAUCAUAGCUCACAGGAUUCACACGGUUAUAGAUAGCGAUCUCAUUCUUGUUCUUAGUGAAGGAAGCAUUGUUGAGUAUGACAAACCAUCCAAGUUACUGGAACGAGAAGAUUCAUCAUUUUCUAAGCUUAUAAAGGAAUAUUCAACGAGAUCACAGAGCAUUCACAAUCCAACACAUACUGCAACUAAGACAUCAUAA
Molecule: messenger RNA, 4635 nt
Organism: Musa acuminata AAA Group (dessert banana)
Lineage: Eukaryota; Viridiplantae; Streptophyta; Magnoliopsida; Zingiberales; Musaceae
Product: putative ABC transporter C family member 15
Exons: 11
Coding region: 1-4635 (1544 amino acids)
Biological process (GO): transmembrane transport
Cellular component (GO): membrane
Molecular function (GO): ATP hydrolysis activity; ATP binding; ABC-type transporter activity
Source: RefSeq, a predicted model, not a curated record